AUGACUUUCUUAAUAAAUGUCAAAGAUAAAAUUCUGGGCUCAGCAGAACUCACAGCUGAAGAAAGAUCAAUAUAUUCUGAACAGCUCGAAUAUAUUACAUCUAAAACAAACGAAAUUGAAAAUUUAUCGAAAGAUCAGUUUUUAAUUACCACACAGUUUGAGUCUAUUGAACGCCAAAUGAAAACAAUAGAAACAAAUGUUCAAAAUGGAGAAGCUAUAUACAAUAAAAUCAAUUCAUCAAUAAAUCGAUUAAACUUGAUUCUAUCUGGAUAUAAUAUCGUGAUAGAAUCUACCAAUAAUACCUGGGGAAAAUUCGAAAAAAUCGAAGAUUUGCUCACUGAAGUACAAGAAAAGAAAGAUAUAAUUGAUCAGAGGAAACAAAAAAUUAUCGAAGAAGCUCAGAGAAUUGUGAGCGAAAAUACAAAAGACAAUAAUGGAACCGAUGAAAAAAUUGAAGUUGGCGUUUGA
Molecule: messenger RNA, 468 nt
Organism: Trichomonas vaginalis G3
Lineage: Eukaryota; Parabasalia; Trichomonadida; Trichomonadidae
Exons: 1
Coding region: 1-468 (155 amino acids)
Source: RefSeq, a predicted model, not a curated record